AUGUUGGACAAGGGCAGUGGGCAGUCGCGGGGCUUCGGCUUCGUUACAUUCACCACCAGUGCUGCCAUGGAAGCCGCCCUUCGUGCCAACCAUUCAGUUGACGGCAAGACGAUCACGUGCAAGCGCGCUGUGCGUGAUACCAAGCAGGGCGGAAAGCAGGGACGCGAAGAGUCUGGCGGUGGCAUGUACAACGUCGUGAAGAUUUUCGUGGGCGGGCUACCUGCCUCCUGCGACCUGGAGAAGCUGAAAUCUCACUUUGGUCAGUAUGGAGAGAUCCAUGAUGCUGUGGUGAUGAUGGAUGCUCAGACCCAGAGGCACCGAGGCUUUGGCUUUGUGACCUUCAAGGAUUCGAGUGGCGUGGAGGCAGCCCUUUCCAAUGACAAGAUUAACAAAAUCGACAACAAGUGGGUCGAGGUCAAGCGAUGCAUGCCCCAGGAGGUGAUGCGAGCUCGAGAAAGCGGCAAGAAGGACGAUUUCGAGCCCGAGCGUCCGAGUGGACCUUAUCAUGGACCACCUCCAGGCGGGCCGCCAGGUCCUGGUGGGCCACCUCCAGGCUAUGGCUACCCUCCUCCGCCAUGCUAUGGAGGUUAUCCAGGAUAUCCCCCACCCGGCUACGGUGGCUACCCGCCCUAUGGCUACUAUCCACCUCCUCCGCCUGACUACUAUGCAGCUUAUGGCUAUCCACCUCCACACGCAUACGGACCAUAUGGCGGAUAUCCGCCGGCAGCGCCGACAAGCGCGGAUCCCGACGACAAGCGCAGCCGCUCACGCAGCCGGCGGCGGCGGCGCCGCAGCUGA
Symbiodinium sp. CCMP2592 is the source of this 798-nucleotide messenger RNA. Lineage: Eukaryota; Dinophyceae; Suessiales; Symbiodiniaceae. The record is from the annotation of a GenBank genome assembly.